AUGGGUAUCAGCCGUGAUUCUAGACACAAGCGCUCCGCCUCUGGUGCCAAGCGAGCAUAUUACCGGAAGAAGCGCGCUUUUGAAGCCGGACGACAAGAGUCCAACACCCGUAUCGGAACCAAGAGAAUCCAUCUAGUCCGAACCCGUGGUGGCAACCGCAAAUUCCGUGCCCUCCGUCUCGAGGCCGGUAACUUCUCAUGGGCCUCUGAGGGUAUCGCCCGCAAGGUCCGUGUGAUCGUCGUCGCUUUCCAUCCUUCCAACAACGAGUUGGUCCGAACCAACUCUCUCACCAAAUCCGCCGUCGUUCAAGUCGAUGCCGCUCCUUUCCGUCAAUGGUACGAGGCACACUACGGCCAGAACCUCGGUCGCAGGCGCCAACAAAAAGCUGGACAAGAGCAUGCCGAGCCCGAGAAGAAGAGCAAGGGUGUAGAGACCAAGCAGGAGCUCCGGUUCAAGGCCCAAGGAAAGGUUGAGCCCGCUUUGGAGAAGCAGUUCGAGGCUGGUCGUCUUUACGCUGUUAUUUCAUCCCGUCCAGGACAGAGCGGACGUGUUGACGGUUACAUUUUGGAGGGAGAGGAGUUGGCUUUCUACCAGAGACAAUUGCGCAAGUAG
Molecule: messenger RNA, 612 nt
Organism: Lachnellula hyalina
Lineage: Eukaryota; Fungi; Ascomycota; Leotiomycetes; Helotiales; Lachnaceae
Gene: RPS8B
Product: 40S ribosomal protein
Exons: 2
Coding region: 1-612 (203 amino acids)
Biological process (GO): maturation of SSU-rRNA from tricistronic rRNA transcript (SSU-rRNA, 5.8S rRNA, LSU-rRNA); translation
Cellular component (GO): cytosolic small ribosomal subunit; ribosome
Molecular function (GO): structural constituent of ribosome
Source: RefSeq, a predicted model, not a curated record